Messenger RNA from Parathielavia appendiculata, 592 nucleotides. RefSeq lists its product as uncharacterized. NCBI's taxonomy places the organism in Eukaryota, Fungi, Ascomycota, Sordariomycetes, Sordariales, Chaetomiaceae. The record is from RefSeq and is a predicted model, not a curated record. The transcript has a single exon. The coding region runs from base 158 to 388 and encodes 76 amino acids.
GGCAGUAUUAGGCGAGGUAACUUUCAGCAUAUAUAAGUUGCUAAUCCUUACUGUGGGGUUUGUAUGAUACAUUACGAAGUUGGUAAAGUAACCAGCCACACUCUCACCCCACUGCAGCUAGGAACGCACAGGUCACCACAGGUGGCUUGCCAAUUCGAUGCAGCUGGUGAGCGACUGCAAACCACACCUGCGACCGAUCCACGAAGUUCCGGGCAAGUCGAGAGCUCAACCCCGGCGCCGAAAUCACACUCCCUCGACCGAGCACGAAGCAGUCAGAGGAGGAACUGAGCUCCCUCUCCUCAGCGACCACGAGCGGAAACGCCCUCCUGCACUCACAAUCCUGCCGAGCGAUUUCAACUCGACUCGCCCCAAGACGAGGCAAGACUAGACGAGACGAGAUACAACAACCAAACAAAAUGGUCAACAGAAUUCUCUUCUGGACAGGCUUCGGUACUUCCAACCCCUCCCUGCUCCCCACACUUGACAUCAACCCACCAGCACCACUACUUUAGACAUACCAAGGUUAACUCCCUCACUCCCAGGCCUCAUCGUCCGCUUCUGGCAGCUGGGCAUCGAGAUGCGGCCCUUUUUU